Myotis daubentonii (Daubenton's bat) is the source of this 615-nucleotide messenger RNA. Its product is annotated as testis-expressed protein 101-like. Gene Ontology annotation, biological process: binding of sperm to zona pellucida; regulation of flagellated sperm motility. Bases 1 to 615 code for a protein of 204 amino acids. Gene Ontology annotation, cellular component: plasma membrane raft. The transcript is spliced from 5 exons. NCBI's taxonomy places the organism in Eukaryota, Metazoa, Chordata, Mammalia, Chiroptera, Vespertilionidae. The record is from RefSeq and is a predicted model, not a curated record.
AUGGAAAGAGUGGGGUCAGUCCUGGCCAGACUGAGAGUUGAUACUUGUGACAAUGGAGCGCUGUGCCAGGAAUCCCUGAUGGUGGUCAAAUCUGGGGCCAAGAUGGCACUUCUGGCCACGAAAAAGUGCAGUUCCAACAGGAUACCCACAAUAACGUUGGUCCACCAUUCUCCACCACCCGGAAUAAUGGUCUUCUACAGCAGCUACUGUGAGCACUCCUUCUGUGACAGCAGAGAGAACAUCCCUGAGAUUUGGAAUUCAGGGGUGCCCCGUGCUCCCAAUAUGUCAACAACCUUCCACUGCCCAACCUGUUUAGCUCUUGGGGCCUGUUCGAGUGUGCCUUCUCUUCCCUGUCCCAUUGAUACAACUCAAUGCUAUCAAGGAAAACUUCGGGUUGCUGGAGGAGACAUUGACUCAACUUUGGAGGUCAAAGGCUGUACAUCUGUACCUCACUGUUGGCUGAUGUCUGGGAUAUUCACAAGUGUACCCAAGUGGGUAAAGGAAAUGUGUCCAUACCAAUCUCUCAUUCAGUCCCGAAAGGUUGGAAAUGGGGCCACCACUUGGCUCUCCAUUUCAGUUGGAAGAUUAGGGCUAUUGCUGCUGCUAUUGCUAUAA